Molecule: messenger RNA, 609 nt
Organism: Humulus lupulus (European hop)
Lineage: Eukaryota; Viridiplantae; Streptophyta; Magnoliopsida; Rosales; Cannabaceae
Exons: 1
Coding region: 1-609 (202 amino acids)
Source: RefSeq, a predicted model, not a curated record
AUGAGAGAUAUUUUUUCUUCUCAAAGCUUGGAUGAAGCAGUCAAAAAUAACAAGAUUAAUGUGAGAGUUCUCUAUAAUAGGUUGCUGAAUACUAGUAAAGUUUAUUUUGCUAAUGUGGUUUGGUGUUCCCUAGCAGUGCCUAAACAUAGAUUUAUCUUUUGGCAAGCUACUCUUGGUCACCUACUCACCCGAGACAAGUUACAGCUGUGCCAUUUGCAAUUAACUUCUGCACUGUGUCCGGUCUGUGAAGAAGUUCAGGAGUCUCAUUCACAUCUGUUUUUUGCUUGUUCUUUCUCUCAUCAACUGAGAUCCAGAAUGGAGAGCUGGCUGGGAAGGGAUUCUUGGCCGAGAAGGUAUGAAGAUUGGCAUUCAUGGAUGAUGGGCAAGCCUAAGGGUCUGUUGCAAAGAGUUGCUGCUGCAUCAUUGGCAGCUGCUGUCUAUUUGAUUUGGAGAAACAGGAAUAAAUGUUUGUUUGAUUUGAGCUCUUGGUCUAUUGAUUAUGUUAUGCAGCAGAUUAGAUAUUCUGUGAAGGUUAGGCUUACUAGGCUUCCUAAGCUAAAGAUCAAUCAUAGGGAUUUAGCUGUUUUUGAUUUCCUGAUGCAAUUGUAA